AUGGAUUUGUUGUGUUUCGGGGACAACCUGGACCGCGUCGCGUGCUUCGAGAAGAAGCAGCUCUUUGAUAAUCUUCAGAAGGUCUACAGUAGGCUCGGCCGACGCUUCCAGCACGUGGAGAUCGACGUGUCGACUGGGACGAUCUCUUGGGACAAGUGCGGGCCGUGGCGUCAGCAGCCUCCUGGCGACGAAUCCGUCGCUGUGACCGUCGCCCUCAAGGCUAGGGCCACGAAGUCGAGCUCCGACAAGAUCAUCGAGAUCACCAAGCAGCAGUUGCUUGGAGACGAGGGGCCGUUCUCCCUGAUCAACGCCUUCAGCCUGAAGCAGUGCGCGCUUCAGUCAGAGUCAAGCGGGGAGACGUACGUGCUGUACUCCUUGGCUCCGGGCCUCCGGAAGGUUUUGCAGCCUCGCCCGAGCGAUGAGGAGGGGGCCACGACGCUCGCAAUGGUGAAGAAAUCUGGCACGCAGGUGGAGUUGGAGAAACGGGCGAGCAAGGCGAAGGCACAGCCAGUCGGGGUGAAAACGCUUCAGUCGUCACCACGCCCUGCAGCGAAGGCCCAGCCAGCCACGCCGAAGCCCGAGUCGCCCCCUUCAAAGGUUAAAAGCAAGGCUGCAUCACCUUCCCCAGCCGCUACCGCCCAGCUGAGCCCGCCGAAAGCCGCCGUGCAGUCUCCUGCCACAGCGGAGGAGGAGACUCCGUCGCCACCUGAGGAAGCCAAGUGA
Molecule: messenger RNA, 723 nt
Organism: Prorocentrum cordatum
Lineage: Eukaryota; Dinophyceae; Prorocentrales; Prorocentraceae
Source: the annotation of a GenBank genome assembly